UUGGCUUUGUCUAAGGACUUUUCUUAAUGGAAAUAAAAGUAGGGCCUUCUGUGACUGUGUGAAUAGCGCAGCAUCCAGAUUUCACAACCAGCUAUAUCCUUCCUCAACUGGAAGAAUAAUGACUCCACUCAUUGCAGCCAUUUACCAUCUGCUCAUUCUUAAACAGUUCAGUAACUGGACAUGCUGUGGCCUCCAGGUCAACAUGACUGGACUCUAUUAAUCAUUCCAGUCAAAUCCAGCAGCUGAAGAUUAAACAUGUGUUUCAGAGAAAGCAAAUAUGAUCUGGAGAAGCCCAUGAAAACUGAACUCUUCACAUAUGAUGAGGAAAGGCUAACAAGCCUGUCUGGAUUUCUGUCCAAAGGAGCAAAUUCAAUUGUGAAAAAAAAUUAAGGAAUGAUUGGUCAUCAGCUACAUGAGAAAUCCUACCAUACAUGCAAAAAUAUGGCUGAAAUCGUAUGUGGGUGAUUGCAUUAGAAUUUACUGUUCUAAAUGGUCUUACAAAAGACAUGAUGAAAUGGCUUAGGGGACCUAAAUGAGAAAAAUAUCUCAGGUACUGCCUAGACUCCUGCGUCCUAGAGGCUGGUAUCGCUCCAAUACUGGAGUCCUAGGCUGACAAAUUCUGUUGCAGGAGAAAUUAAGCAACAAUCUUUGCUUCUCUAGAAGGAUUAAAUUGUAGAGGGAACAUCAGAAAGAGCAGAAAAUGAGCCAGUUUAACCACUCAGCAGAGCUCUCCCUCCAGAGCACAGCAAACAAGUCGCUGAACUCCACUGACAUACCAGUGGCUUUGGAUGAGAGGCUACUUCUAGGGCUGAAGAUCUCUCUGGCAGUUGUUCUGUCUAUUAUAACUCUGGCAACCAUUCUUUCAAACACCUUUGUAAUUAUCACGAUUUUUCUCACUAGAAAGCUCCAUACACCUGCAAAUUAUCUCAUUGGUUCCUUGGCACUGACAGAUCUCUUGGUAUCUAUCUUAGUAAUGCCAAUCAGUAUUGCUUACACUGUCAGCCGUACGUGGACCUUUGGCCAAGUUAUGUGUGAUAUCUGGUUAUCCUCAGACAUUACCUGCUGCACCGCCUCAAUUCUGCACCUCUGUGUUAUUGCAUUAGACAGAUACUGGGCCAUCACAGAUGCUUUGGAGUAUGCCAAACGCCGAACGGCCAGCCGAGCAGCCUUCAUGAUAGCUGUGGUCUGGGUGAUCUCUAUUUGUAUUUCUAUGCCACCACUCUUUUGGAGACAAGCCAAAGCUCAUGAAGAAAUGGCAUCGUGUUCUGUGAACACAGAUCAGAUUUCCUACACCAUCUACUCGACCUGUGGAGCCUUCUAUAUCCCAACCGUGCUCCUCGUUAUACUGUACGGGAGAAUUUACGUGGCAGCUCGCUCCAGGAUCCUGAAGCCACCGUCGUUAUAUGGGAAACGAUUUACCACUGCCCAGCUGAUUACUGGUUCUACUGGGUCUUCUUUCUGCUCCAUUAAUUCUAGCCUUAAUGAGCGGCAUUCUCACUCAGGUGGCUCCCCAAUAUUUAUCAAUCAUGUGAAAAUCAAACUUACAGAUAGUGUCCUGGAAAGGAAAAGAAUUUCUGCUUCAAGAGAAAGGAAAGCCACAAAGACGCUUGGCAUUAUCCUGGGAGCUUUUAUUUUCUGCUGGCUGCCAUUCUUUGUUGUAAGCCUAGUCAUGCCCAUCUGUCAGGAUGCUUGCUGGUUUCAUCCCAUCCUACUAGACUUUUUCACAUGGUUAGGUUACUUUAACUCACUGAUCAAUCCAGUCAUAUACACGGCUUUUAAUGAAGACUUCAAACACGCCUUCCAGAAGCUAAUACACUUUAGAAAGUGUUCUUAGUGUUGGACCUCUCAUUCGUCAUUGAGCCCAGGCAAUCCUGCAGCUCAGUUGGAGGCUGUCUGUUCUUAUGCUGGUACUGCUUUGGACUGGUAAUUGGUGUCCCUGUUGCUAACUGCGUGUUGUGCAUGUAACUGAAGACUUGUUGCCAAUCGUUUUAUAUUUAUUUUCCAUCUGGAAUUAUAUAUCUUUUUUGUAGAAAUUGUUUCUGGUCUCUUCAGUGAUCAUAUGCUUCUGUACGAUCAGCACAGAGAGGAGGAUUUGUAACACGCGGGAUGAAAUGAAGAGGAAAGCUGCAUGCCGUGCGCUGAUGGAACAUGAGUUGCCCCAUUCUGUCUCGGCUGUGGAAUCCAAUGAGAGUAGGAUAGUGUAUUUGUCUCUAGGAAUGUGGCAUGGUUUUUUGCAUAUAAUUGGCAGAAAUUCUGUGUUGUAGUUCAGUCAAGGAGUGUUUCUGAGAUGGGGCAUGUGCAUUAGCUUUAUAAAACGUCACCAAAUUAAGUGUUCUCUGGUACAGCCCCUGGAAAACAAUAGAACCAGUAAGUGUUUUCUGGACAGUUAUUCAUAGUGUUGUGGGACACUGAGCAGGAGAUGGGCAAAUGAGCUAUGAGGAGCCUUCGUUCAUUUAUUUUGAUCACCGACUUUGAGGGCUCCAUAUCUGGGGAAUUAUAAAAAGCAGAACGCAUUAUUUGAAAUUUAUUUUUAUACAUUUUAUCCUUAAUGGAACAGAAGGUGCAGAAAUCCUGCAAAAUAA
Alligator sinensis (Chinese alligator) is the source of this 2582-nucleotide messenger RNA. It is a transcript of the gene HTR1D, whose product is annotated as 5-hydroxytryptamine receptor 1D. The transcript is spliced from 3 exons. Lineage: Eukaryota; Metazoa; Chordata; Crocodylia; Alligatoridae. Gene Ontology annotation, cellular component: plasma membrane. The coding region runs from base 701 to 1834 and encodes 377 amino acids. Gene Ontology annotation, molecular function: G protein-coupled serotonin receptor activity. The record is from RefSeq and is a predicted model, not a curated record. Gene Ontology annotation, biological process: chemical synaptic transmission; vasoconstriction; regulation of behavior.